ACCUUCCCGGUAGCCAACCCCACCAACCUCAAUUCAAUCAAAUUCAAUACCAAACUAAACACACUUCACCUCCACCUCCACCUCCACCUCCACCUCCUCCUCCUCCUGCUCCCCCCAAGGGCCGCAAACCGCCGACGCAAUGGCCGGCCACAAAGCCUUCCGAGCGCUCAGCCGGAGUAGCGCCCACCGCCAAGCACUCCUUCGAAACUUAGUAUCGGAUCUUAUAAAGCACGAGUCCAUCUCAACAACCUACGAAAAAGCGAAAGAAGCCCAGCCAAUAGCAGAAGAAAUGAUAACACUGGGAAAAAGGGGCACGGACGCCUCCAGGAGGCGGUUAGAACAGUUUCUCUACGUACGUUUCCCUCCCCCUCUUCCCCCUUCUCCAAACAAAGCAGCGCGAGAAGAGACUCACACCAACCAGGUCCCGGAAGAAAACGUCCCCCGAGUCCUGAAUGUCCUCGCGCCCCGCUACAAGCUGCGAGAAGGGGGGUACACACGCGUCCUGCGGAUCGAGCCGCUGAAAACCGAUCAGGCCGAGAGUGCGAUCCUUGAGUUCGUGGACGGGCCGCGGGAUAUGCGCUUUGCGCUGACGGCGAAGACGAUUGCGCGCUCCAAGAAGGAGGGGAAAGAACUAUCCGAAAUUACGCUAUUAAAUGUCAAGAAGAUUACGCAGUUCCGGGCUAAUGGGGAGAAGGAGUUGGAGGCUCAGGUUAAGAAGUUUGAGGAGAGGUUGUGAAGGAAAUGUGAGGCAGAUGGAAGAGGGGGAGGAAUGGGAGAGCGAGCUAGCACACAUGUAGUACCCGUUGGCAGGCUGUUAGGUGAUGGACUCAAAGCGGGAUUCGAGGAUUGUGGUGGUUUUUCAGAGAAUGUAUCAUAUCAUAUCACGAUAGAUUUCCCGUCAAAACAUUGCACUACCGCCAAACCACUACCACCGCUAUCCCACACUAUCCCCCCACUAACCCGCCCACCCGCAGCGAACGAGAGCAGGAAGAAAAAAAACCAAGGAUGCCCGGCCUAAGAAUCCUCAAAGCCCUCCCUUUAAAGAUGAUUUCCAUCCCCCUCCUGGUCAUCUCCGGCCCCUCCGGCGCCGGAAAAUCAUCCCUUUUAGACCGCCUACUCAGCAACCAUCCCAAAAUCUUCGGCUUCUCCGUGUCUCGUAAUCUCUCCCAAAGACCCCAACAUCCUCACACAACACCAGAGGCUGAAAACAGGCAGAUACCACCCGCUCUCCCCGUCCCGGUGAAACCGAUGGACGACACUACCACUUCACGAACUGCGCAGACUUCGAGUCCCUCAGGGCGCAAAACCACUUCAUCGAGUCGACCGAGUUCGCCGGGAACCUUUACGGGACGAGCAUCGGUGCCGUGAAGGAUGUUGCAGACAGUGGGAGGAUGUGCGUUCUUGAUAUCGACUUGAUGGUUAGUCAUCCCGCUGAUUACGGUUGCAGUAUGUCAUAAGUCUGCGGGACGGACUGUUAAGGGAGGGGGAUACGGUACGAGUACAGGGCGUUAAGCAGAUCGAGAGUAAUCCAUACGUGCAAUCCAAGCGGGUUCUUAUC
Tuber aestivum (summer truffle) is the source of this 1558-nucleotide messenger RNA. Lineage: Eukaryota; Fungi; Ascomycota; Pezizomycetes; Pezizales; Tuberaceae. The record is from the annotation of a GenBank genome assembly.